CAGGAAAUUAUUCUUGUCUAUUUUGUAAAAGAGCAUCAAAAAGACACUCUUUAAAAAUGACCGCCGAAGAAACCAAAGAUGCGAUCCCUGAAUUCUCUUCUGAACCCUCGGAAGCCGAAAAACAGAUGAGUUUCAAAGAGAAAUUGGCCCUGAUAGACAACGAAGUUCGAGAACUGUACGACUUUUGCGUCAAAGCGGGUUACUCUCCUGCCCAGAUAGAAAAGUGUGCUGAACCAAUUCUUGUUGUUGAUAAGACUGAAAGUAAAAAGAAAUGGCUCAAAAGGCUAGCAUUUAUCCUUUUGAUAGUUGCUUUUAUUGCUACUCUCUUUCUUUACGAGCCGGCUUACGAUAAGGCCAGUAUUUAUUGUAAACUUGUAGCAUUAAAGAUUCUUCCAUAUUGGGACUGGCGAUAUCUCUAUGAAGAAGACUGCUUGAUAAUCAACCCAUACCGUGUUGAGGAAGGUAUCUCAGAAGAAGACUGUGAAACAAAAUGCAGUGAGCUCAAUAGGAUAGAAGUCUUGACAAAUACUAACCACAAAAUCAUAGCUGAUCUUCUGUUCAAAGAUAUUCCUGUUGUUAUCAAGGAUGCUACUGAUGACUGGAGUGCACGGAAGAAAUUCAGUGUAGAAUUCCUAGCUCAGUUAUUUCAAGAGAGAGAAGUACUUAGUGAGUCUGGUGUUUGCCAAUUCCAGUCUACUGUUGAGGGCUAUAGUCAUCCUGUAUCUUUCUUGGAAGAUGUAGUUGAAGGAAAAAUUGAAGGCAGCUAUCAGGCAUACUGGGAAAACUGUGAAAAGAAAGCUGCAAGAGAGUUCAGACAGUUCUAUAGACGACCAUAUUUUCUGCCACCAAUGGUAGAAGCAGAUGAAGGCAACUGGAUGAUCGUCUCAUCAGGAGGUUCAAAGUCACUUAGGGUAUCAUGGGCUUCAACCAUCACCUGGCUUUCACAGAUAACUGGCCAGAGUCGCAUUCUUCUAAGGCCUGAUCCAGUUUGUAAGAAAGUUUGCCAGCCACUAUCAGUAAUGUUAAAACCUGGAGAUUCUCUCCUCAUGGCAAACGAGUUGUGGACCAUGUCAUACAAACCAAUAGGAGAAGAACCGGUCAUUGCUAUUGGAGCUACAGGGUCAACAUUUUAAUUAAACGAGUAGUUACUUUAGUAGCCUAUAACGAAAUGUGUAGUGUUAUUAAUUGUAGAAUAUAGAAAAUAAAUUACAGUGUUCAUUGAUA
Molecule: messenger RNA, 1224 nt
Organism: Actinia tenebrosa (Australian red waratah sea anemone)
Lineage: Eukaryota; Metazoa; Cnidaria; Anthozoa; Actiniaria; Actiniidae
Source: RefSeq, a predicted model, not a curated record